AUGUCGGGUCGGGCGCGUGCAUAUCGUCCAAGAUUAUUAAAACGGCUCGGUGAUUUCGCCUUCAAGUCAUUUGUUGUUACAUCGAUCUUCGGGGGCUGCAGUUUAACUGCUUACAUCCUUUUUAAACUUGGGAAAUAUUACCUAUUUGACAGUAAAACUUACAAAGCCCAGAGGAAGCAAUACGCUGAAGCUCUCAUAGAGAAAGAAAAACGCGAAAAAGAACUGGGACUGCGGGAUUAA
This is a messenger RNA of Mesocestoides corti, 240 nucleotides long. Lineage: Eukaryota; Metazoa; Platyhelminthes; Cestoda; Cyclophyllidea; Mesocestoididae. The record is from the annotation of a GenBank genome assembly.